Molecule: messenger RNA, 3254 nt
Organism: Sebastes umbrosus (honeycomb rockfish)
Lineage: Eukaryota; Metazoa; Chordata; Actinopteri; Perciformes; Sebastidae
Product: ras-related protein Rab-40C-like
Exons: 6
Coding region: 551-1429 (292 amino acids)
Biological process (GO): protein localization to plasma membrane; intracellular signal transduction
Cellular component (GO): endosome; synaptic vesicle; plasma membrane
Molecular function (GO): GTP binding; GTPase activity
Source: RefSeq, a predicted model, not a curated record
GUCAAUACCAGGAAGUUCCAACACAGUCCAUGUUGUUAGCAUGUUGUCAGCUAGCUAGACGUGUUGCUCUGAAGCUGAGUAUCUCUCGCUGGCUUUAUUAUCUUUACAAACAAAGUGAAACAGUCGUAUUUGGUUUGCUAGUUCAUCGUUUUAUGUUGGACUAAACACACUCGUUUCUACUUUGAAUCAGCAGUUUGUGCUAUAAUGCGUCAUUAUCGUGUGUGUUAGCAGGCUAACUAACGAGCUAACAGCUAGCUGAGGUUGUUUUGGUUUUUAAUGUUAAACAUUAACGUCACGUCCCCGCUGCCUGGACUCAGUCUACAGGGCUAAUAACGCACAUUGAACGAUUCAUUUUGCUAUAAUCCAGAUUAAUCAGGAGGUUAUUGUGUCUGUGACUUUACAGAGGAGAGUUAGUGUACAUUAAGUGAACCAGCUGCUUAGUUAACGUUAUCUGUCGCUUAGCUACCAGAGCUGGACCGUCUGGUGGGUACCUUGCCCCGAGCAGUGGACGUCUGGCGAGCUGAAGAGGCUCCUCUGUGAACCGGAUCCAAUGCGUGGGAUGAUGGGCACCCAGAGUAGUCCAGUCAAGAGUUACGAUUACCUCCUGAAGUUUCUUCUGGUGGGAGACAGCGAUGUUGGAAAGGGAGAGAUCCUGGACAGUUUAAAAGACGGAUCAGUAGAGUCUCCCUAUGCUUACAGCAGUGGGAUUGAUUACAAAGCCACCACAAUCCUGCUGGAUGGGAAAAGAGUGAAAUUAGAGUUAUGGGACACAUCUGGGCAAGGCAGAUUCUGCACCAUCUUCAGGUCUUACUCUCGUGGAGCACAGGGCAUCCUGCUCGUGUAUGACAUCACUAACACCUGGUCGUUUGAUGGCAUUGACCGCUGGAUACGGGAAAUUGACGAGCAUGCCCCAGGUGUACCCAGGAUCCUGGUGGGAAAUCGGCUUCACUUGGCUUUCAAGCGGCAGGUGCCGACCGAGCAGGCAAGGGCCUAUGCAGAAAAGAACAACAUGACUUUCUUUGAGGUCAGUCCACUGUGCAACUUCAACGUCAUCGAAUCCUUCACAGAACUUUCACGCAUUGUGCUGAUGAGGCACGGGAUGGAGAAAUUCUGGAGGCCCAACAGAGUCUUCAGCCUCCAAGAUCUGUGCUGCCGCUCCAUCGUCUCCUGCACACCGGUGCACCUUAUUGACAAACUGCCCCUACCUGUGGCCAUCAAGUCCCACCUCAAGUCUUUCUCCAUGGCCAACGGCAUGAAUGCAGUCAUGAUGCAUGGACGCUCCUACUCGGUGGCGAACAGUGCAGCCGCAGGCGGUAGCGGCGGCGGAAGCAAAGCCAACAGUCUGAAACGCUCAAAGUCCUUCAGGCCUCCACAGAGUCCUCCAAAGGACUCGUCGUCAUCCUCUAAGGGGAACUGUAAGAUUUCAUAGUGAAGGAGCGGACUAACGGUUGCCUCCAAUAGGCCAGUAUUAAAGGUGUUGUUGCUCCAAGAGGUCACGAGGCCAUGGAAGAGCACGGAGAGCCCCCAGCAAUCUCCACCAGAAACGGAUAUAGCUGUGAACUCACAUUGACCUUUGGGAACUGACUCGGAUGGUUGGAUUGGUUUCUGUCGUCUUUGCGCUUGCCGGUGCCAUCUUGCGGAUGUCCGUUACUCUUUACUACAGAGGCUCACUAUGAUCAAGUAGAACAAGAUUUCCCCGGGACCAACAGAUGUGAAUCAAGGAUUAUCGCUUACCUGUUAACACUACAAACGAGUGGAGGGACAUUAGCUAGCCUUUAUUCGGAAAAGGAUUGUAUUUAAAGUUGUAAAUAUGCUGUAUGUGCUGUUUUGGUCUGUGUUUGGUGAUUGCUACUCGGAGAGGAGCUUCUUAUGCUUGUUUUGUGUUGAAUGUUGUGGGAGACACCUGCUUUGGUGUGCAACUUAUUUGUGUGUCUUAUGCCUUUUUGUCUACCGUGGUAAAUGCCCGUUGCAACCUCAAGGGUGCUGAGCUACUUAUUUAAAACUCAGAUGAGUUAUGUUUUAAAUAAGACUGGCUUAAAUUGAAUGUCAUGAGAAGAGCAGGGUUAGUUAACCAGACAGACUAGUACUGGAUUUAAGGAGAAAAAAUCCAUUGAAAAACACUCUUAGUCUAGCACUUCUCAAUGUGUGAACUGUCCAGCAAAGUCGAGCCAAGUUUUGAAGACUUCCUGUGGUGCCCCCUAAUUUCAGCCCAAAUGAAUUCACCCUCCAUCUCCAUCAGUCGUCGGUUUGAACAUCUGUUGACUUUCUCAGGCCAUUUGUGCCUCUAAAUCUAAUAUCCUUAGUGGCAUCAUCGUCGCUUUAACUGCUUUCAACCAUCAACAACAUGAUCACUUAUCAAUCUAUUAACUCUUGGGGCGGCUAUUCAGAGAUUGCUUGGCGCUGAUGAGUAAACCGUGUACAAACUCAAGAUGUGCUGAGUGUUUGCUCAGUCACGGCGUUUUGCCUUCAGAAAGCACUGCAGUCAUGUCUGGUCAUGUCUCUAAACAGGAAACUCACUAGAUAUCUGUGAGUGGAAUAUUUUAAUUGGCUUUUUUUUGGGAUCUUUUAUGUAUAUGCAAUGUAUUUAUGAAUGUAAAACAAUAUUCAUCUGCUACUUUGCUGUGGCCAUGUGGUAAUAUGUGUGAAUCAGAGGUGGAAAGUUACAGGGUACAUCUAAUAUUGUGAUAUUUUUAUUAAGUAUUUGUACCGUAAGUUCAUUCUUAUUUUCUAACCUUAAAAAUGUGCGUAUAACGAUGUAUCGUCAGAUGAACUUGAAGACUUAUCGAAAGGGCGCACAAAGUAUUUUAUAGGGAUGCACCGAUCCAACUUUUUCAAUCCCUAUACCGAUAACAAUACCUGGGUUUAAGGUAUCGGCCGAUACAGAGUACCGAUCCGAUACCAGUGUUUAAUUAAUAAGCUGUAUGUCUCACUGUGUGGAAGUGACUGGGAUCAUUCUUUUAUGUGUAAGGCAACAUCAGACUUGACUUAAAAAUUACUUUCUUAACUUUUUAAAACAAAAUGUGAUCAAAUAAAUACACAGAUAUAAAAUUUAUUUAAUGGUUCAUUAUAAUUAAAAUAAUAAAUCGUACACCAGCUACUUGGUAAAAAGUCUUCCAAAAUUAACCAUAUUAACAUUUCAAGUGUAAACCUUUUUAAUGCAGCAACAAACUGGUCAAAACUUAAACAGGAAUUUAAAUUACAGUAUAUAAUGUAUAUAAACAUAGAAUUGAAUUGAAUAGAUCGGCCCCAUUGUC